Athene cunicularia (burrowing owl) is the source of this 2940-nucleotide messenger RNA. RefSeq names its product autophagy related 4B cysteine peptidase (gene ATG4B). The record is from RefSeq and is a predicted model, not a curated record. Bases 210 to 1172 code for a protein of 320 amino acids. Gene Ontology annotation, molecular function: protein-phosphatidylethanolamide deconjugating activity. Lineage: Eukaryota; Metazoa; Chordata; Aves; Strigiformes; Strigidae. The transcript is spliced from 12 exons.
CUACUCUUACCUAUGACACUCUCAGGUUCGAAUAUGAAGAUUUCCCUGAGACCAAAGAACCUGUUUGGAUCCUUGGCCGGAAAUACAGUGUUUUCACAGAGAAAGAAGAGAUCCUGUUGGAUGUGACCUCCCGACUUUGGUUCACCUACAGAAAGAACUUCCCUGCUAUUGGAGGAACUGGUCCCACAUCUGAUACUGGCUGGGGCUGUAUGCUACGGUGUGGCCAGAUGAUAUUUGCUCAGGCCUUGGUCUGCAGGCAUUUGGGAAGAGAGUGGAGGUGGAUAAAAGGGAAGAGGCAGAUGGAUAAUUACUUCAAUGUUCUUAAUGCCUUCAUUGACAAAAAAGACAGCUACUACUCCAUUCACCAGAUAGCCCAGAUGGGAGUUGGAGAGGGAAAAUCCAUAGGUCAGUGGUAUGGACCAAACACAGUCGCACAGGUGCUCAGAAAACUUGCAACUUUUGAUACAUGGAGUUCACUGGCAGUACAUAUAGCCAUGGACAACACAGUAGUGAUGGAAGAAAUCCGGCGGUUGUGCCAGUCCAACUUUCCAUGUGCUGGAGCUGCAGCAUGCCCUGCUGUGGAGUCAGACGUACUCUAUAACGGGUACCCAGAGGAAGCGGGGGUUAGAGAUAGGCUCUCACUGUGGAAACCAUUGGUGCUGCUGAUACCUCUCCGCCUUGGGCUCACAGAGAUCAAUGAAGCCUAUAUUGAAACACUAAAGCACUGCUUCAUGAUGCCCCAGUCCCUGGGAGUGAUCGGAGGGAAACCAAACAGUGCUCACUACUUCAUUGGCUAUGUAGGUGAGGAACUCAUUUACCUGGAUCCCCACACCACGCAGCCUGCAGUGGAGCCCAAUGACAGCGGCUGUCUCCCCGACGAAAGCUUCCACUGCCAGCACCCUCCCUGCAGGAUGAGCAUUGCCGAGCUCGACCCCUCCAUUGCAGUGGGCUUUUUCUGCAACACAGAGGAGGACUUUAGCGAUUGGUGCCAGCAAAUCAAAAAGCUGUCCCUGGUAAGAGGAGCGCUGCCAAUGUUCGAACUGGUCGAACGCCAGCCGUCACAUUUCUCCAACCCCGAUGUCCUGAAUCUCACACCAGACUCCUCUGAUGCUGACAGAUUGGAAAGGUUCUUUGACUCGGAAGAUGAAGACUUCGAAAUCCUGUCCCUUUGAAAACAAAUAGGAAACUGACUCUGCAAAUUUGUGUUAUGUGUGGGGAGAAGGGGGGGAGGGAAGCUCCUUCGAGAGCCUGGGGCUACCGGUUUUCAUAGGCGCUUGCUGCCAUCCCCGCCUCUUGUCCAUCCUGGCAUUCUGUGCAGCCUCUGAGCGGAGCACGCAUUGUCUGCGUUGGGAUGAAGAACCGAGUGGGUGUUAGAGCCUUACUGGCUGGAGUCAGAAUUUCUUGGCAGAAGACAGUUGCUGGAAGUGGAUGCAGUGGUGCUUAGAAGUUCAAAGCCUAUCUGUUUCAUCAGCAGGUCAGCUGGCCUUCUGGGGGAGGCACAGAAAUCGUUAGAGCGCUCAAUCCUUCCAUGGGGACUCCCCUCUGAAGCUUAAGUAGAGCCGCCAUCGUUUAGCAGGUGAAAUGUAGAGUUAAUUCCUUUAGCAGCUUCUCUUCUCACUGGCCAACUUGGACUGCAGCUCACAACGCAAAUGAACAGCAGACGUGUCCCAAGAGGACAGCUGUGAAGCCCCGGGAGUGCAGGUGGCUGGGCUUCCUACAGUACAACUCCUGCUCAUGCUUUCCAGUACACAACGCUUCCUCGCAGGUGUAGUACCCCUCUCCUGCUCACAUCCUAUGAAAAGGAAGUUGAGGGAACCUAUAAGUGACUGAUAAUUCAAUAAGCGAAAGGCUGUCUGGGAAGGUGCGGAGCAGGCGUGUGCUGGUGGGGAGGAACAGCUCAAUCUCAGUUUAAAUAACAGAAUGGAAGAACAGAAAAUGCAUGUUCUUGCUCGGUGAGUUGAUAAAGCAUUGUGCUUCUACAAUGGAUUAAUCUCUACAGCAAGUAUCUUCAGGAAAUCUGCUUUGAGCAGAGAACUGGAUUCUAUAGUCCUGGGGGGGGCGGGGGGAAAGUAGUCCACAGCUGGGAGAGGCAAGACAGGACAACUGAGAUCUGCCAGUCGUGUGCCUGAGCCCCAGCGUGCUGGCAUGGCAGCUAGGGAUUUAAUCCUGUCGGUACCAAAAACAUGAGCUAGAAAAUUCCCUGAGGUGUCCUUGGUGGGUUGUUCAGCAGUUCCUCCAACUACUCCUGUUAGACAUUCCCCUUCCAAAACAGAAGAGGUGCCUAAAGGCCGAGUAGGCUCCCUCGCUACAUCGGUACCUUUCCCUUUUGUGUCCUGCCUGUUCCCUGUCCCUUGCAGAGUGUGCACAAAGGUACUGUAGGAGCUAACCUGGAGAAACCCAUUUCAAGUAAACAUCCCAAAGGGCAGUAAGGACCAGAAUGCCUUGAGAAGGUCCACAUAGACUGGAAAUUUUAGCUACUUUAAGAUGAUAGCUCUGCCUGGGGCCCUUCUCCACACAGAAUUCAGAGAAAGGUAAACCGUGGAGGAGAGCUGUCUUAAUGCAAACUGCAACAGAAGUUGCUGGAGUAGUCUCCUUCAGGCAUGCUGCAGAUUGCAAACCUGUUUACAAGGCUUUCUUUUGUACGUUUAGGAUUGGAACCUGUCAAUUGAUGCUUUUGUGCCCAAAGGGUGGUGACAGCUGGCUAGAAAUGACCCAUUUCCCCCGUGACUGACCAACUGAUGCUCUAACUGUCCCUGUGCUAUCCAAAAGCAGAGGUUUGAACUGGGAACCACAAUGCUUCUGUCACAAAAUUAUUAUUUGCUGCUUUCUGCCUGCUUCUCCCCUUCUCUCUUGUAGUUAGGGGAAGAGGCAGCAGAGGAAGUGGGGCUGUGCUCCACUUUGCUUUCAAUUUGUAUCUGAAUAAACUGAUCUAAAAUCUUU